Molecule: messenger RNA, 919 nt
Organism: Poecile atricapillus (Black-capped chickadee)
Lineage: Eukaryota; Metazoa; Chordata; Aves; Passeriformes; Paridae
Product: mitochondrial genome maintenance exonuclease 1-like
Exons: 4
Coding region: 7-606 (199 amino acids)
Biological process (GO): mitochondrial DNA replication
Cellular component (GO): mitochondrion
Molecular function (GO): single-stranded DNA exodeoxyribonuclease activity
Source: RefSeq, a predicted model, not a curated record
ACGAAAAUGCCCAGUGUUACCCACAUCCUUCAACAAACCCUCUCUCCACAGCAAGUCUUUUAUCUGGAAAGAUGGAAGCAGAAAAUGAUAGAGGAGCUUGGAAAAGAGGGAUUUGAAGAGUAUACCAAAAGAGAGCUCUUCCAUUCCGCUUUGGAAUCAAUAUUCCUGUCUGAAGAGACGGCAGUUAGGGACCAGGGUGAAGAUGAUAUCGUGGCUGGCUACUUGUCCAGUGUGGAACAUGUCUUGGAAGACAUCAGUGAGGUGAAGGCUCUGGAAAGUGGAGUUCACCAUGAGACCCUGCAGUACCUGGGCCUGGUCGACUGCGUGGCCAAGUAUCGGGGCCAACUGUGUGUGAUCGACUGGAAAACAUCAGAGAAGCCAAAGCCAUUUCUGCACAAUACUUAUGACAACCCAUUACAGGUUGCAGCAUAUAUUGGAGCCAUAAAUCAUGAUGCCAAUUAUGACUUCCAGGUUCGCUGUGGGCUCAUUGUGGUUGCCUACAAGAACGGCUCUCCGGCACAUCCGCAUUUCAUGGAUCCUGACCUGUGCUCUCAGUACUGGAACAAGUGGCUCUUGCGCCUGGAGGAGUACAUGGACAAAAACUGACCCAGACUAAGCACAACCAAGUGAUCUGAGCACAGAGACAAAGGAAGAACCCUUUGUUUAAAUGUACCACUUUCGUGUUCUUUUUUGAGUAACUUUGGCUAAUUUCUUUCUAGCAGGGUUCCCCCCUCUCCCCUCCCAAAAAGGUGAAUAACUUUAAAAUGGGAAAUAUCUGUUUGCUUAUAUUGUAGGUGACCCCAGCAGUCCAGGCAGAGCAAUGCCAACUUAUUUAGCCUCUCUUUUUUAUCCCACACAGUUAAUACAGCCUAAGGUUGGUAGAAAAGUUUCUACUGUCAAGUAAAACCUCUUGAUCAAA